AUGAUACUGGCAUCGACGGCACUAUUCGGCCUCAAAACAGAACGUGAGUCUGGAAAUGCGCGCAAAGCCGGUGUGGAGACGCAAAAAGUGCUUUCCAACAUAGGAAGCUUUCUACAAGGGUUCUCUGGAAUCGCAGAGAUUGUGAAAGCAGCGGACCAACAAUUUGGCGGCCUUGCUUAUGGCACCGUAUCAAUACUCGCAACCGUUGCUGUGAACAAGGCUGAACGCGAGGAAUUCAUCGAAGAAGUGUUGGAGGAACUUGCACACGCAUUCCCACGACUCAACGUUCUCGAACACAUCGAACCGCGUGACAGCCUCCGCGCUCUCAUGAUUGGAGCCUUUGAAGUAACAAUUUAUUUCUGUCGCCGAACGACCGAAUACUGUAUGGCAAGUUCGGUGAAAAGAAUCAAAGAAGCAUCCUUGAAGCGUGAUGAGAUGCUAAAGACGGUCUCACGGCUGCGCAUCAAGCUUUCGGAAAUCCACAAGGAGUGCGAAGUCAUCAUGAUGCAAGACCUGAAAGAAAUCCGGAGCACUUUGGAUGCGAUGACAAUCAAGCUCAACACCGCCGCGUUGGAAGUCAACGAAACUAAGGUCCGUUUACAAGAAGUCCAAGCGAGAGGGAAAGAGGUACAUGCGACUGGCGAGGACACCAACAAUCGGGUCCGAGAAGGCCAGGCCUGGAUGGAACGACAGGAGCAAUCGAGAGCACAGAAAGCGUACCUCUCUGAGCUCAAGAAAUCUCUGGCUAUCAAAGACAUGAUGAAAGCUCCCGAUGCGAUAUAUCGAGUUAGAAGUCUGCUACGGCGACUGGCGGAGAAUCAGGAACAGAACUGCAAGAACGCAGCACAACUUUCACCGGUCAUCCUGAAGGCCAACAAAACAUUCCGAGAGUGGAACGAAGAACCACGAUCGUCGAUGUUGGUUCUCGGAGGUUACAAUUUUGUCAGAGAUAUCGACUCCGAGCCCGAGAGCGAAGAAGAAAUGAGCUGGUUGUCCUUCGCCAGCGUAUGGUACACAGAAGAUGCACUUCGAAAACCAGGACUUACUUUGAGCUACUUUGGUCAGCUGAAUUAUACAGUCAGGAAGCAGCACCGACAUACUUUCUGGUAUGUCAUGAAGACAUUCGUCUAUCAACUCGCACAGACCCUGCCCGAGGAUUUACUGGAGCAGCAUGAGAAAGUGCUAUCAGAAACCAAUCUCUCAUCUUGGAAUGCCGCAAACAGCGUGGAAGCCAUCGAACAGAUGAUUGGUGUCCUCACCACAUUGCUAGAUGUAAUACCCGAGGACGUGCGUGUGUCAAUUGCCAUCGACCGUCUGGAUCACUGUCGAUGGGACGACUUUACUGAGAAUGGCGUAGAUGGCCUGGGUCACGCUGUCCGAUUUCUUUUACAACUUGUUCGCCACCGCAAAGUGGGUUUGAAGGUCUUGCUCGUUAUGAACAAUCAUUCUGCUGUCAAUAUCGCGAGGACACAGAAGUGGGCUGAAGAAUUUAUGUCGAUAACACAUUGGCAGCAGGAAGCUGAAGAGUAA
This is a messenger RNA of Boeremia exigua, 1530 nucleotides long. RefSeq lists its product as uncharacterized. Lineage: Eukaryota; Fungi; Ascomycota; Dothideomycetes; Pleosporales; Didymellaceae. The transcript has a single exon. The record is from RefSeq and is a predicted model, not a curated record. Bases 1 to 1530 code for a protein of 509 amino acids.